AUGGAGUUCAGAGAAUGGAACCUUCUUUCAUUUCUGAACAACCCUAUUCAGCCAAGUCUGAGUUUUGGCUCAGAAACCUUGAGUAUUAACCCUAGCUUCAUUAUCCUGUGUGGUUUGGGGUUCAUCCUUCUGUCCCUAUACUACCUGGUGGGGAUGCUAUCUGCACCAACCAGAGGGAAAGUGCAAUACAGCAACAAGCAUCAAGGGGGAGCCCAGCGGAGAAGGCAAGGUGGCUCACUGAAGGCUUGCAGUUAUUACCUGACAGAAGAGGAGGAGGAACAGCAGCUGAUUGCUCUUCUAAAAAGCUUUGUACUUCCUGUCUCCUGCAGCCACCGGGGCCAGAAUUACAAUUAUACCUGCUUUCGUCAACUGUUAUGUCCAGACCCCUUCUGUGAGGUGUGUAAUACCACAACAGUUGAGGUCAAUCGGCUGCUGUGCCCAGAAGUCCUGGAAGGUACUAUUCCCUCUGUGACCCCUUUGGCUUCCACAGCUCCUGUGACUGAGUCAUCACCCAAGAACUCAUCUCCAGGUAGCCCUGGUGGGUUGUUCACGUUUGACCCAAGAAUCAGAGACAUUGACCAUUCAAGCUUGUCAACUUCAGACUGUUCUUGGGGGCAAGCUCAUGCCAAAGACUUGUCACAGUGUGAUUUCAAUCAAGAGUUUCUUGCCCUCCACUCUUCAGAGAACUCUUUCAGGGGAGACCCUGCAGCCAUCCCUACAGAGUCUGGUAACCUUUCAUCUCUCAGCCAUGAUUGCCUGGCACUUCUGGAGACACAAGUCCAAAAGAGGAGUGAUUUCCUGUGAUUGAAGGAAAAGGAAAAGAAAGAGGGUUCUUUUCCAAAACAACUUAGGCCAGAGUACCAACUAAAUUCCCCUGGGAAAAUGAUAUACCCUCCCUAUGCCUCCCCCAAGAUUAUACAUUGCUUUCCAUCCCUUCCUUUUUGGAACAGCAAAGGCAAACCAAAGGAGCUGCAUGUGCAUGAGCAGCCCCCAUAUCUUAAGACCUUGGGGAGCCAAUUAAAGCAAGAAGGUAUCCAGCUCUUAGGGUCCCCAUCUCUACACAGUGAGUCCUUGUCCUCUGCUGCCCAUGGCUUGGGUGACUAUUCCAUAGUCUUUAUAUUCAAUGCAAUCUUGAAUGCUUCUGCAGGUCAAGAAUCCCCAGAGCUUCCUCAUCUCAUACCUCUGUCCUUGCCUGAGAAGCACCCUCAGCCCCAGCUCCAAGUGCUGCCACAAGCUCAGCCCCCACCUGUCUCUCAUGGCCAGACCCAGGCUCAUCUUCCAUCUCAACCCAGAAUCCCACCAUCUGGUCCUCUAUCCCAGACGAGGAUCUGUGGAGUGUGUUUCCAUGGACCCCAGAAUGAUUUAGACUCUCUCAGCUCAUCUGAAAUUCAAGACCUGGAAUGGAAUGUGUUUCAGAAGCAACAAGAAUGUUUGUGGGGUUUACCUGCUGUGGUCCAAAGAUCUCAGGUGAAAUUUUGUCCUCUGGCUCGUUCCUUUUCCAACUGCAAGGCCUCCCAGCCCCAUGCUUCAAUCUCUAUCCUUCCUGGAGCAUUUCCUCUUAGUGAUGAGAUUCGGAAGAAACUAGAACAGCACCUUCAAAAGAGGCUCAUUAAACACUCGUGGGGCCUGCCCCACAGGGUCCUAGAAUCUCUAUCACCGAUGAUGUCACCGAGUGAUUCUUCAGAGAUAUCUGGGUCAAAGAGAAAUCAUGGACUCUUACAGAGAAAUGUGCUUAAUGAUAAGAGUAGCAAGAAUCUUAAUGUUGGAUUGAGCCAACCUGGUAGCUUCCAAAAGUGGCCCUCAGAAAUAUUUCAGCUAGAGAAGGAUGUGGGGAAAGGUCAGGGACAGAGCCCAGAGAGUGGCUGAAAAGAUCUUCUGUUGUGUGAACCAGAGGGCUUUUCAUAUGAGGACGUGGAAUAUGAUUCUGAGGAAGAACUAGACAGUCACAUGGUGAGUCUGUCAGGGGGGUUAGGGGAAUAUGAAGGCUGGAGAGAACUUGUGAACAUCCUAAGAGUACAUCUGAGCAAGAAGUCUGAGGAAAUCAGUGAGGGUCAGCUCCCUGGGGCUGUGCAGAAUUCAUGGGAAUGUAUGAAGCAGACACUGCUUCCUGAGGAAUCCCACAUCCAAUCAAAACAGAGUAGUUUGCCACCAUCAGUGGAUGAAGACUACAAAUGGAAUACCUUCCAGGAACUUUCCUUCAUUGAUUCCAGUGUAAAGCAGGUACUGGAAGCUCAUAUUAAAAAGUUUCAUAUGAGGAUGGUGUGCGGACUUCUCCCGAAGGUCAUUGAAUCCAUAGAAAUUUUUAAAUUGAAAAAUGUCUCAUCCUACUCCUUAUCCUAUUCCAACUAUCCUUGCUCAGCCAACUUGGUGUCUGGGGCAAACUCCAAAUCUGAGAGGCUGCAAAUCAAGCCCCGUAGAGGGUGCUCUACUCCUGAUGGAGACAGAGUGGGGACAGUAAGUUCAGCCCCUGUACUGCAGCAUCCUCUCCCUGCUACCUCACUUGUGGCCAAAGAAGGACAAGAGAUGCUGAGACAAUCACCCCCUAAUAUUAACCAUGAGAUUGCCAAGGAUAUUCAGGGAAUCAAGGAGGCCAAAGGACAACCCACUCACAUGUCCCUUGCCUCAGACAGUUUGAUGUCUAAGGCCUCACUGACUCAUGCUCAGGGUAUUUCCAGUGGGGACAUGGGACCUUUCCAGGAGCUACAUGUCCAUGUGGAGGACAGAGGCAGCAGCAUGGAGCAUCAGCAAGAGCCUCGUGUCCCUGAGCGUAUCUUAAGGAAGUGCCUGGGUGAGAAUUUCCCUCCAGCUGCCUUUAGCGGAAUGACUGAAGCUCAGAAAAUCAUGACAGACACUGGGAAGUUCUUAGAGAACAAAAUGGGGCAUCAGCAAGCAAUAGGUAGCACCCACCCUGAAAAGCCCCAUCAGCCCCAAGUGAAAUUUGUGAAAAUUCAGCAGAAGGCAGAAGGGCAGGCCCAGCAGAUCCCACUCGGGGGCAGUCUUUCAACCACAAGGCUCCUUCUGUCAAUUCAGGCUCUACCUCCUUGA
Messenger RNA from Manis javanica (Malayan pangolin), 3045 nucleotides. The record is from RefSeq and is a predicted model, not a curated record. NCBI's taxonomy places the organism in Eukaryota, Metazoa, Chordata, Mammalia, Pholidota, Manidae.